Molecule: messenger RNA, 351 nt
Organism: Microthlaspi erraticum
Lineage: Eukaryota; Viridiplantae; Streptophyta; Magnoliopsida; Brassicales; Brassicaceae
Source: the annotation of a GenBank genome assembly
AUGGACAAACCGGCCAUCUAUAACGCAAUACUCGGCACCCCCUGGCUCCACGAAAUGAAGGCCGUCGUCUCGACUUUCCACCAGUGCGUGAAAUUCCCGACGCCUCCGGGAUUUUACACCUUGCGUGGAGAUCAAAGAGUGACGCGAUCAUGCUUCCUUCGCGAGCGCAAGCUCCGCACCGCAUCAUCCUUUAUGAUAGCCGAGCCCUCAAACCAACGACCUCGCGAAGAAUCUGAGCCAAUAUUGUACGACGAGACCGACGGACUAACGCAACUAGAUGCAGCCACGACGCUAGGAGAAACGCCGCCUUUCCGAAAGCAAACGCCGAACCCGCCUGGAAAUCCGACUUAA